AUGCGCCUCCGAAUAAUUCUCCUUUAUUUGUUUGUCAUUCUAUUGAAGAACAAUCGGGUGGAUUGCAGUCCUAGGCAUUCUAAACAUAGGCACCGUCUAAAGAUAGAUUGGCCGGAGAAGAGACUCGAUAGACAGCGAGAGGAGUCGAUAGGAGAGGCGGGACAGAGUGCAGAGGGCGAUCCACACUUGGAAAAGUCGGAAGCCCAGGACAGAUCUGAAGAGGAAGACUCGAGAGGAACCGUGGACCUGGAGGAGAUGAUAGCCAGAGCUGGAAGCGAUGACGCGUUACUCUACGACCUAGAUGACGUAGAGUUGAGAGUUAACUUUGAA
Messenger RNA from Iphiclides podalirius (scarce swallowtail), 330 nucleotides. NCBI's taxonomy places the organism in Eukaryota, Metazoa, Arthropoda, Insecta, Lepidoptera, Papilionidae. The record is from the annotation of a GenBank genome assembly.